AAUAAAUCUACCAGUGAAAAUCCUCCCUGGAACACACUUGGUGCAAAGCCAAAGAGAAGACCACCUCCCUGCGACAAGGGAGAAUGGAUAUCUGGCAGGACCCAGCGCCCCGAUAUCUCUGAUCUGACCGGCUGGCCUGCGCUACCAUCUUCAGCCAGGCAUACUGCGUCAUCAACUCCACUGCCACGUAGGACACAGCAGCGGACAGCUGAGAAGAGGAGAACUACCAAUAAACCUCCCCAGCAAGCAAGUGUCCAACUAAAGAACAGGUUUGCCCCACUGUUGAUGGACAAUGGAUCCCCCUCUGAUUGCCUGAAUAACCCACCAUCACCACGCAGAAGGGACAAGAGACAAGAGGAGCCACCGAGGAAGGAAGACACAACACAGCCUAUCAGGAACGUCGAAGGAGGACCGCCACUGCAAAAGGAGAACGUCGACCAUGAGAUACACCAGAGCAAAGAGGAGAGGUGUCUAUCCUCCUCUACCGCCCCUCCCUCCAUUCUGAAUGCAUGUGAAGAUCCCUCCCCCACAUCCCCCAAGCCAUCCACGUCUCCAUCUUUCUCCCUCCCUCAAGUAGACCUUUCUCCCCCCUUCUCCCCCUUGGAGUUCCGGGAGCUACCCCCACUCACGCCCCACCCUACUCAGAUUUUUACCCCCCUAGAUCAUCGCUCACCUCCACCACCCCCUCCACGAAGGCGUGCUCCACAACCCCCCAGCCAUACUUCACCUUUCUCACGCCAACCCCUUACACGCCCUCAACGUCCACCUUCAGUAGUUCGUCCCAGCUCUGACGCUGCUCACUCCCCCUCCCCCUUACGGCAAACCCCGCCUCGCCCUGACAGCAGUCCUGAAUAUUUCUGA
Molecule: messenger RNA, 861 nt
Organism: Entelurus aequoreus (snake pipefish)
Lineage: Eukaryota; Metazoa; Chordata; Actinopteri; Syngnathiformes; Syngnathidae
Exons: 2
Coding region: 286-861 (191 amino acids)
Source: RefSeq, a predicted model, not a curated record